This is a messenger RNA of Acanthisitta chloris (rifleman), 834 nucleotides long. RefSeq names its product syntaxin-3-like. Gene Ontology annotation, biological process: intracellular protein transport; synaptic vesicle fusion to presynaptic active zone membrane; exocytic insertion of neurotransmitter receptor to postsynaptic membrane. The transcript is spliced from 9 exons. The record is from RefSeq and is a predicted model, not a curated record. Gene Ontology annotation, cellular component: endomembrane system; SNARE complex; plasma membrane. Bases 52 to 834 code for a protein of 260 amino acids. Gene Ontology annotation, molecular function: SNAP receptor activity; SNARE binding. NCBI's taxonomy places the organism in Eukaryota, Metazoa, Chordata, Aves, Passeriformes, Acanthisittidae.
GAUGCAGACGAUGAGGAGGAGCUGGAAAUCGCCGUGGAUAACACGGCGUUCAUGGAUGAGUUCUUCUCUGAGAUCGAGGAGACACGGCAAAACAUCGACAAGAUCUCAGAGAACGUGGAGGAAGCCAAGAAACUCUACAGCAUCAUCCUCUCAGCCCCCAUCCCGGAGCAGAAGACCAAAGAUGACCUGGAGCAGCUGACGGCAGAGAUCAAGAAAAUGGCCAACAGCGUCCGGAACAAGCUGAAAAGUAUGGAGAGGAACAUCGAGCAGGAUGAGGAACGAUCCUCUGCCGACCUCCGGAUACGCAAGUCCCAGCAUUCAGUCCUGUCCCGCAAGUUUGUGGAUGUGAUGACCAAGUAUAACGAGGCUCAGGUGGAUUUUCGGGAGCGCAGCAAGGGCAGGAUCCAGCGCCAGCUGGAGAUCACCGGCAAGAACACUACGGACGAGGAGCUGGAGGAGAUGCUGGAGAGUGGGAACCCCUCCAUCUUCACCUCGGGGAUCAUGGACUCGCAGAUCUCGAAGCAGGCACUGAGCGAGAUUGAGGGGCGGCACAAGGACAUCGUGCGCCUGGAGAGCAGCAUCAAGGAGCUCCAUGACAUGUUCAUGGACAUUGCCAUGCUGGUGGAGAAUCAGGGAUCCAUGAUUGACCGCAUAGAGAACAACAUGGACCAGUCUGUUGGCUUCGUGGAGAGAGCUGUGGCUGACACCAAAAAGGCUGUGAAGUACCAAAGUGAGGCCAGGAGGAAGCUGCUGAUAUUGGUGGCAGUGGUGGUGCUCUUGCUGGGGACAGUUGCCCUCAUCAUUGGACUCUCAGUGGGGCUGAACACAAAAUAG